Molecule: messenger RNA, 3732 nt
Organism: Acanthaster planci (crown-of-thorns starfish)
Lineage: Eukaryota; Metazoa; Echinodermata; Asteroidea; Valvatida; Acanthasteridae
Product: medium-chain acyl-CoA ligase ACSF2, mitochondrial-like
Biological process (GO): fatty acid metabolic process
Molecular function (GO): medium-chain fatty acid-CoA ligase activity
Source: RefSeq, a predicted model, not a curated record
UGUGUGUGCACAGGCCCAGCCGAGUGCACAAAGUUCGGUCGAGUAUCGCCUGACGAUUAUAACGUGGCUGCGGGCGGCAUUCAUCUAACCUGGUGUUCAGUUCUUACACAUUCUGAACAAAAAUGGCCAAUGUACUACAAACUAUUGGGAGGUAUGGCAGGAUCAGCAGCUGGCCUCGAGGUCUGCAGAAGAAACUUGCUCUGAAAGGCUCCAGCUCCAUAUGUUUACGGGCAAAGCUGCAGUGGAGACCAACCAAUACUUCCCAUCGUCACCUGUCGUGCAGUUCUGUCCUCUCCAAGAGCGAGUUAAGCUACUUUCACAAUGCAGGGUCCACCCCGCUCAUUGGCAAGACCAUUGGGCGGGUCAUGGAUGAAACUACUGAGAAAUUCCCUGACAGAGAUGCAUAUGUAUUCCUCAGAGAUGGAAUACGAAGAACUUUUGAAGAAUUCAGAGAGGAGACUGAAAAGAUUGCGCUUGGACUUCUAGCUGUUGGUAUUAAGAAGGGAGACCGAGUUGGUAUGUGGGGGCCUUCAACUCUGGAAUGGGUGCUCACGCAAUUUGCCACAUCACGCAUUGGUGCCAUUAUGGUUAAUGUUAAUCCUGUCUACAGAGUGCACGAGUUGGAGUAUGCUCUGAAAAUGUCUCAAUGCAAAGCUGUUGUCUGUGACAAGACUUUCCGAACGUUAGACUACUAUGCAAUGCUUCAAGAACUCUGUCCUGAACUUGAAACGGACAAACCGGGACAACUGAAAAGUGCCAAAUUUCCAGAUUUGCAAACCGUCAUCUUCAGAGGCAAGGAUAAUUUGCCUGGGACGUUCAACUUUGAUGACCUUCAUAAUAUGGGCGGCAGCACUGAGGAGGAACUGAGGGACGACUAUGAGAAGAGGACACAGUUUGAUGAGCCCAUCAAUAUACAAUUCACCUCAGGUACUACAGGCUUCCCAAAGGGUGCAAUGCUGACACAUCACAACAUCGUCAACAAUGCUUUUUAUAUAGGACAGACCUGCGGCUUCAAUGAACAGCAUCACCGAAUCUGUGUUCCUGUGCCACUUUACCACUGUUUUGGUAUGGUUGGGGGCACUCUAGCAGGGAUGGUGCAUGGUGCAACCUGUGUGUUCCCCGCCCCUGGGUUUGAGGCUGAGGCAUCCCUAGAGGCUGUUGCUAAGGAGAGAUGCACAGCUCUGUAUGGUACACCAACCAUGUUCAUUGAUAUGCUGCAUCAUCCAAGAUGUUCUGAGUUGGAUGUCUCAAGUUUGCUUACCGGUGUCAUGGCUGGCUCACCUUGUCCUGUUGAGACAAUGAAACAAUGUAUCUCACAGCUGAACAUGAAAGAUAUUUGUAUUGCUUAUGGACUGACAGAGGUGUCUCCUGUCAUCUUCCAAACUCGACGAGAUGAUCCUAUUGACAUACGGGUUUCAACUGUUGGCAAGGCAACAGAUAAUAAUGAAGUGAAGAUCAUCGAUCCGCAAACUGGGGAAAUCGUGCCACGCAACACGUCCGGUGAGCUCUGCAGUCGAGGAUACACCACCAUGAUCGGCUACUGGAAUAACAAGGAGAAGACUGAUGAAGUUAUCGAUGCAGCGAGAUGGUUCCACACAGGGGAUAUUGCUGUAAUGAAUGACGAGGGCUACGUGUCCAUUGUAGGACGCAGCAAAGACGUCAUCAUUAGAGGAGGGGAGAACAUCUAUCCAGUGGAGAUUGAGAACUUUCUGUACAAACAUCCCAAAAUUGCUGAUGUCCAGGUAAUCGGUGUUCCAGAUGAGCGUCUUGGUGAGAUUGUGUGUGCCUGGGUGAAGCUGAAGGAAGGACAAACAGCAACGGAAGGAGAAAUCAAGGAAUUCUGCAAAGACGAGAUUGCUCACUUCAAGAUCCCGAAGAUAGUUCACUUUGUAUCCGAGUUCCCUCUGACCGUCACAGGCAAGGUGCAAAAAUUCAAGAUGCGCAAAGAUAUGAAGAUUAUCCUGGGUAUCGAGUAAUGUACGAUGGACCGAAAUGCCACGACGCCUGGGUUUGGGUUGAUGUGCAGAGAUUGAACACUGAAAGUGGAUCAAGCAAAAUUCAGGACUUUUUGAGUCGGAUUUCGGUAUCUUCCAUUACCACUCCGAGCAUGCUGGGUACGGGUGCCAGUAUGUUCAUCAGCGCAGUUGAAUGCUCAACACAUUACCAAGAGAACCAAGUGUGUACUUUUUACCAGCAGCUGAUUUUCCAAGACUUGGUGUGACCUUGUGCCGUAGGUACAUUUUAUGCAACAAAUAUGUUGCAAAGCUUUGCAUUCUACAUGUCACAAAGAAUUAUGAAGCAACGUAGCAGUAUUAACCACUGUGCUAAGGACAAUCACAGCUUGUGCCAUUACCAUGGGGCGUUUCUGUACGAUUUUUGUAACACUCACCAAACAAUAGCCAAAUUCUGAUGUUUUCAACAAGUUAAUUUUCUGUCACAGGUGGGCAUCUUUACAUACUCUCACAUAUUAGGUUGUCCUUCAAAACAAAGCAAUGAAUUCCCAUCAUCAACUGUGAUAAAAUGAUUGGUGAUAAGCUUUACAAUGGUCACAGUUAUUUCAGAUUUAUUUACUGCAUGUAUCAUACAACGCUGUUGCAGAAGUGCAACUUUUCCAAAAUGGGUCAGAUCUUGUUGCGCAAACGUGCGCAUUAAAAUAACGUGCCGGUGGCGUUACUUCCACACCACGGUACAACUGUUCCGUGAAAAUCAUCCCAGCAGCUGCGUGUACCUUCACAGAUUUAACUCACUGUUGCCACCACACACCAAAAAUUUAAACCUUAUUUAAUAAUAUUUCGUUGCCACAAAUCAAUGUGAAGUUACUGUGUUUUCACGUGGAAAAACCUGUGGCAUGUGACCAGAACAUGAUUUUUAAAUACCUGGCACAUGGUCUAUUCCCGCUUUGCUCGAUUAAGAUGAAUAUUUUAUGAACCCAUUAAUGUUGGUUUGUGAGUGUAAAGUUAAAAUGAUGUCCCAUCCUCGAACAUAUUUUAAAUAAUUGAGAUGCAAGGUAUUUUUAAUAAAGGUAUUUUUGUAUUCAACACUCAAGUCUAUUCAGAUUCUUAUGGUUACAUUAGAAUUAUGCACUGUGUCUUACUACAGAUUUUUAAGAAUGUAUUCUUUGCUUAUUUCGGAUGCAGUGAUGUACUUAGAGAAAUAAGUUAUUGCCUGUGAAGAUAAUGAAUGAGCAUUAAUUCAUUACAGAAAGCAAGCCCAUGUUGAAACCAAUUCUUUUGUCAUUUCACUGUUUUACAAGAUAUUUCAAUAUGUCAGGUGUAUGCAUAGAAUGCACCACUGCAGUAUUACAAAGCAUUAAAUUUAUGCUUUCCCCAACUAUAAAACAAAGGGGAAAAAAGAAGAAAAAAUGCAAUUUUUACCCCUUGUCAUUUCUGGUUUUCUGGUUUUUGUUUAUAUUUUCUUGAAUAUCAUUUGUAGUACAGUACAUUUUAGGUGUGCUGUAACAAUCUGGAAUACAAUGAAUGAAACUGAAUCCAAGCAAGUUCAGACUGUAAAGACAUUUAAAAUAUGCUUGUAUACUCGAUUAUACCAACUGACAAAAAUCCUUUAUAUACGAAAAUUACAUAAAAGAGGCAUUUUAAUCCACAUUUUCAGUUUUUAGAUAUAUUGUAACCCUGAUUUUCUCUGUAUUUUUGUUAUCAACCCUUUUACGUUUGACUUCUUUUGUUUUCUUUUUUCGUUGAGGGCACAAUAAGAAUUUCUUUCUGAAGUCAUGGC